AUGGUUAUUGACAACUUGUUCUCUGGAGAAAUUCCGGAUAUAUUUAGCAAUCUUAUGUGGCUACAUGAGCUAGACAUGGCAAACAACCGGUUAUCUGGUAGAAUUCCCAUGAGUAAAGCAACAUGCCAGCAAUUAGAGAUGCUUGUUCUAGCAAGGACAGCCCUCAAUGGCAGCAUUCCAAAGCAAAUUUUUGAGCUUCCCCAGCUAAAAUUUUUGCUGUUGGCAAAUAACAGUUUAAGUGGUUUUCUGCCCAACGAAUUUGGCCAUUUGAGACAGCUUGAAAUCAUGGACAUUUCUGGAAACGAGCUAUCUGGAAAUAUUCCCGCAAUAACCAAGAGAUACUCAAUUUUGCAACGUCUUAACAUUGCAAGAAACAGGAUAACUGGCUCGAUACCAAAGUCACUGGAAAAUCUAGCAGCACUGGAGAGCUUGAAUCUUUCUUCCAACAAUCUCUCUGGCCAAAUCCCAACAGAAUUGGAGAACCAUAAUGCUUUGCAGAUAAAGCUUAGAGUCACUACUUGUGUGACAAAAACAAAAACGAAUUCAGAUUUAGUGCUCAAAGUCAUUAUUCAAACCUCUUCUUUCAUUGUGCUUGUGUGUGCAUUGUGUUUAGUAUGUGCAGUGAUCACCAAAAAGAAGAGAAAGACAAUAAACAAUGAAAGUUCAUCAUCUGAACUGAAGGGUUUACCGCCAAGGCUAUCUUACUCCGAAAUCCAGCUUGCAACAAACGGGUUUCUCACAACAAAUUUGAUAAGGAGGGGAGCUUUUGGGUCUGUUUAUAGAGCUGUUUUCAGUACUGGUGAAAGUGGAAUCCACACCACAGUUGCAGUGAAGGUUCUUGACUUGACACAAAGCAAAGCUUCCAAGAGUUUUGAUGCAGAAUGUGAAGCUCUCAGAAACAUCCAGCAUCAGAACCUUGUUAAGGUCUUCACUUCUUGCUCCAGCAUUGAUCACACAGGAGCUGAAUUCAAGGCUUUAGCUAUGGAAUUCAUGUCUAUUGGUAACCUGGAUAAGUGGUUGUACCCAGAGGACGUUGAGUGUGGAUCAACACUGACCUUGACCCAGAGACUAAAUAUUGCCAUUGAUGUAGCUUCUGCAUUAGAUCACCUACAUCAUGAUUUUGACCCACCUGUAGUCCAUUGCGACUUGAAACCUGGAAAUGUGCUUUUAGAUGAAGAUAUGACUGCUCAUGUAGGAGAUUUUGGGUUAGCAAGGUUUCUCUCCCAUGAUUCAUCACAGAAUGGGAGUAGCACAAUUGGACUAAAAGGCUCAAUUGGUUAUAUUGCUCCAGGUAUGUUGUGGAUCUUACUUUAUGAAACUUAAAAAGAUUUAGUGAUUACAUUCACAGUUCAAACAAUGUUCUACUCUGCCUCACUUGCUAAAUUCGACCCCAAAGAACAAAUUAGUUAAAAAAAUUUUAAAAUUAACACCCUAUGUUUCUACAUUAUUUCCUCAAGCUUUUAUCAUUUCUGGUUGGAAAUACUUGAUCCUAUUAUCCUGAAAUACUGUUAUCAAGUAUGGCUUGGGUGGAUAGGCUUCAGCCUGUGGGGAUGUCUAUAGUUUUGGGAUACUGCUGCUUGAGAUAAUCAUUGCCAAGAAGCCCACAGAUGGGAUUUUCCAGGAAGGUUUAAGCAUAAACAAGUUCAUCUCCGAAGUGCAUGAGAGUAAAAUCUUGGAUAUUGCUGAUCCAAGGCUUUUCAAGGAUAAUGAAUCUUUUUCACAAAGCAGCAGUACUAAUUAUUCUUCUGGUGAAGAUAGCAGCAGCAAGAACAAAAACAACAUUGCUUUCAGAGUUGAAGAGUGUGUGGCUUCUAUGGUGAGAGUUGGACUAUCUUUGCUGCUGAUUCAUCAAAAGAACGUUUUACUAUGGAGAAGCCUUAUUGAAGUUGCAAGAGACUAAAAGAUGUUCUAGAGGAUGAAGCAUUGCACUAAAUCUAUUUUGUGUAUUUAUGUUUGUUUCCCAAGCUGUUUGAAGCUAUAAGGUCUUAUGAUUAGAACUGCAAAUUGAUAUGAGGAUCUCUUUAAUGGCCAGUUAAUUUGAUCAUAUGUCAAAUUUUAUCAAUUCUAUUUUCUUUAUCAAUCCCCCAUAUUAAGAAAGUUCAAAAAAAUUUUAUGCGAAUAUAUGCUAAAACGCGUGAAUGCAAGAAGAUAAUCGCUUAGGCCAUGUCAUAAGGGCAUCAUAUUCUUCAUUCAUAGGUGCAAAAAAACAGUGUGGGAAUUGGGCUGCAAUUUUAUAUGAGGUAGGUUAUGUGGUAUAGUAAUCAAGUUACCGUAGGUUGUUUGUUUGUACCAGAUAAGGAUGUAGUAUGAGAAGGUUCUGCUUGGGAAAUAUCUGGUGUAGAAGUGGCUGGUGGAGAAGGAUAGGCAUGCCGGGAACUAGUUUCUGCAGAAACUAGUGGAACUGAAGGUAAAGGUGAAGGUUUCAGUACAGGUAGAGUAGAAGAGGAUUGUGCAGUGGAAUUAGAAUGAGUAAAGGGCUGAAGAAUUGAUUGAGAACAAGAGUGCAAUAAAAAGGUAAGCCAAAGAGUAGGUGAGGGAGAAUUUGAGGGAGGAGCACUAGAUUGUGAGGUUGAAACUUGUGUUAAUGCAGAAAAAUCAUGUUGAUUAAACAAAACAUGCCUGGUAACAUAAAUUCUGUGAGAGUGAGGUUCAAGACAUCUGUAACCUUUUGAUUAGGGAGGGUAACCUAAAAAUACACAAGGAGAAGUGUGAGAUUGAAAUUUUUGGGUAUUAUAAGGCUUAAGAAGAGGAAAACAAGUACACCUAAAAACUUUCAAGUGUAAUAAAUCUGGUUUGGCCUUAAAGAGGAGCUCCCAAGGUAAAAGAUUAUGGAGUAAAGGAGUGGGUAGUCUGUUUAUGAGAUGCACAACAGUAGAAAUAGCAUAUGAACAAUAAGUGGUAGGUAAUUUUGAGUGAGAAAGCAUGGUCAAAGCACACACAACAAGAUGCUUAUGUUUCCUUUCAGCCACUCCAUUUCAUUGGGGUUUGUGAGGGCAAGAUAAUUGGUGAGUAAUACAAUGAUUAGAGAAAAAUUCAUUAAAGGCAUUAGAAGUGAAUUCACCCCCACAAUUCAGAUCUAAGAAUUUUGAUUAUAUGAUCAAGAAGAUUUUCAAUGGUGCCUGUAAAAUGUUUGGAAGUAAAUAGGAAAUCAGAUUUCAAUUUCAACAAGAAAAUUCAAGUAAACUUGGUGAAAUUAUCAACAAGUACA
Molecule: messenger RNA, 3208 nt
Organism: Quercus lobata
Lineage: Eukaryota; Viridiplantae; Streptophyta; Magnoliopsida; Fagales; Fagaceae
Product: probable LRR receptor-like serine/threonine-protein kinase At3g47570
Exons: 2
Coding region: 1-1323 (440 amino acids)
Biological process (GO): protein phosphorylation
Molecular function (GO): protein binding; ATP binding; protein kinase activity
Source: RefSeq, a predicted model, not a curated record